This is a messenger RNA of Scatophagus argus, 3083 nucleotides long. RefSeq names its product double-strand-break repair protein rad21 homolog A-like. Bases 252 to 2189 code for a protein of 645 amino acids. The record is from RefSeq and is a predicted model, not a curated record. Gene Ontology annotation, biological process: replication-born double-strand break repair via sister chromatid exchange; mitotic sister chromatid cohesion; synaptonemal complex assembly. The transcript has 14 exons. Gene Ontology annotation, molecular function: chromatin binding; protein binding. NCBI's taxonomy places the organism in Eukaryota, Metazoa, Chordata, Actinopteri, Scatophagidae. Gene Ontology annotation, cellular component: synaptonemal complex; cohesin complex.
CCUCUCUGCUCCUCACAUCAGCACCGCUCUGCAUCCUGCUGAGGUCUGUCACGGUCCAAACCGACCGGAGGGUGGCGGGGGGGAGGACGCCAUCUUGUUUGUUUUAGGAGGAGGAGGAGGAGGGGGUGGAAAAACAGCCACCAUCAGCAGCGACACCACGGCCGGCAAUACGAGAAAAGCACGAAGCGGCUAACCGGUCGCCUGAGGCUUCCCCUUUCCCCUUUCCCCUGUGGUGAGAAGGCACUGAAGCAAUGUUUUAUGCCCACUUUGUCCUCAGUAAACGUGGGCCGCUGGCCAAAAUCUGGUUGGCGGCCCACUGGGAUAAGAAGCUAACCAAGGCACACGUGUUUGAGUGCAAUCUGGAAAGCAGCGUCGAGAGCAUCAUCUCCCCCAAGGUGAAAAUGGCUUUACGAACGUCAGGGCAUCUGCUGCUGGGGGUGGUGAGGAUCUACCACAGGAAGGCCAAGUACCUGCUGGCUGAUUGUAACGAGGCCUUCAUCAAGAUCAAGAUGGCAUUUAGACCAGGUGUGGUGGAUCUUCCGGAGGAGAACAGGGAAGCAGCCUACAAUGCUAUCACGCUGCCUGAAGAGUUCCAUGAUUUUGAUCAGCCACUACCAGACCUGGAUGACAUUGACGUGGCUCAGCAGUUCAACUUGAACCAGAGCAGAGUGGAGGAGAUCACCAUGAGAGAGGAGGUGGGAAACCUCAACCUGCUGCAGGACAAUGACUUUGCUGACUUUGGCAUGGACGACCGGGAGAUGAUGCGGGAGGAGAGUGCGUUUGAGGUGGACAUCAUGGGAGCGUCGGCUUCCAACCUGCUGCUGGAGGCCGAGGGUGGGACCAACCAGAUGGCGGACAAGUCCAACCAUCUGGAGUACGACGACCAGUACAAGGACGACUUUGGAGACAACCCCAUGGAGAGCAAUGAGGGAGGCAUGCUGGUGGACAAGCUACUGAGUAACGAGGAUGGAGGCGGCAUCUUUGACGACCCUCCCGCCAUCACAGAGAGUGUGAUGAUGCCUCAGGACCACGGAGACGAUGACGACGACUUUGACGCUCUCUCAGCGGGAGCCCCAGACAGUCCAGAUUCAGGCCCAACAGAGCCCCUGCCAGCCAUGGCAGACCAAACAGAACAGACCACCCUGGUUCACAAUGAAGAAGAAACCUUCGCCUUGGAGCCUAUUGACAUCACAGUGAAGGAAACCAAGGCGAAGCGUAAGAGGAAGCUGAUUGUGGACAGCGUGAAGGAGCUGGACAGUAAAACCAUCCGGGCACAGCUGUCCGAUUACUCUGACAUUGUUACCACACUGGACCUCGCACCUCCCACCAAGAAGCUGAUGAUGUGGAAGGAGACCGGAGGAGUCGAGAAGCUUUUCUCUCUCCCUGCUCAGCCUCUCUGGAACGCGAGGCUGCUUAAGAUGUUUACAAGGUGUCUGACACCACUGGUACCAGACGAGCUGAGGAAGAGGAGGAAAGGUGGAGAGGCUGACAGUCUGGAUGAAUUCCUCAAGGACCUGGAGAACCCGGAGGUGCCCAGAGAGGAAACAGCAGGACACCAGCAAAGAGACAUCAUGGACCAGACCAUCAUGGAAGAGGCCAGUGUUCUGCAGACAUCAGCUGUGGAAGGCAGCAGGACGACACUGGACGAGUCGGUCAUGCCUCCUCCGUCCUCCCAACGAGGCCUCAAACGCAAAGCCCAGGACACAGAGCCUGCCCUGCCUAUGGGAGCUCGGGACCAGCAGCAACUGCCACAGCAGCCACAGGGUUCCAGAGACUCUGAUGCGUCCCAGCAGCUGGAGCCUUCCAACAUGGAUCUUCCCCCAGAGGAAACCACCAACAUCAGCCAGCUGAUAGAGUUGGACCUGCUUGGCGACAAGGACAAGAAGAAGAACGAUGAUGAUUCCGAUGAAGAGGAGGAGGAGGUGCAGGGAGGAGACCAGGACCAGGAGGAGAGGAGGUGGAACAAAAGAACCCAGCAGAUGCUCCAUGGCCUCCAGAGGGUGAUGACCAAAACGGGCGCCCAGUCGGUCAGCCUGCUGGAUCUGUGUAAGAACAACAAUAAGAAGCAGGCAGCCGCAAAGUUUUACAGUUUCCUGGUUCUGAAGAAGCAGCAGGCGGUGGAGCUCGUCCAGGAGGAGCCAUACAGCGACAUCAUAGCAACACCUGGACCUCGCUUCCACGUCAUCUAGAAAACACAACUUUACAGUCCGAAAAAGAAGAAACAACUCUACAGCUCUGUUCUAUCUGGAACACAACAGUGUCCGUCUGAUGAUUUGACAAUUUAUUUAUUUGAGUGUGUUGACUUUGUGUAUGAUGUGGAGUUUUAUCCUCCGUCUGCGAUAUCUUCGUGUGAAGACGUAGUGGGAGGGAAGAGUUCUGAGUAACAUGGUUGAAUUACAAGAGGUUUCUACCUUGAACAGUUCUACAUAGCCAAGAGGACUGCAAAGACUCACUUAAUAACAAAGUAUUACAUAAACUAAAUAAAGCGAGUUUCUAUUUACUCAGCUUGGAUUUUUUCUGCACAGAUAACUGUCAGUAACUUUGACAAGCACUACAGUUCCUCAAAAAGCUGUUGUGUUGCACUGGCACCAAAGGUAAAAGGUGUCUAUUUUAAGCUAAGUUAGAUAACUGUGUGUUUACGCAGUGGUAACCCAGUCAGCCAUGUUACUCUGGGACCCAUCUGUUUCAUUACUGCUAGAAAAGGAGCAUGCACUAUAUCCAGCCUCUGCAAGAGCACGUCUAAACGGUUACCACGGUAAUGAUUUACAGACUCAACCAGCAUUUAGUCAUCAUACACUAUGGUGUGACAUUUUAAGCGUUACAAACUCCAAACGUUGCAAACGUUUGCCUGCGUCAUUAACUGUUUGUACUUAAAAAGAGUCAGAAAAACUAUAGUUGAGUCCCAAAUCCAUGCUGUAUAUUAAUUCUAAGCAGGAUUUGCCAUGUGCUCAAACUGGGAAUGUGACAAAGUAUGCACAAAACAGUAUGCUUAUUGAAAAUACUUGUUGUUAAUAUACACUUGCUCCUACAGUGCAAUACAAAGGAGAUAGGAAAGACUCUCAUAGCUGGAAAACUGGGAACAC